AUGGCCUCACCAUCAAAGCGAUGCCGAGUCACUAUUGAAGAUGUCGAGGAUGAAGGUGAUACCCCACCAUCUUCUUGGAGUCAUGACAGCCUUGUCUUUGUGGAUUAUCCCGAUGCUGGUGCUGAGAUUGAAGGUGCUGGAAAGGGCGAAACUACGUUUGAAAGAAUUAAGAAAGAGAAGCAGAAGCAAGGAGAAGAGAUGUGGGCGCCUUUUAAAUCCUAUAUAGACAGGUUCACAAAGCUGGGAGUGAUCCGAGACAAUGUCAAACCAUCGUUUAAGGACAAGCGCACCUUUCUGACUAAGAUAGAUGAGUUGCCAUCUGCAUUGGGUACUGAGUGGAAAUGCGAGGAAUUUGAACUAGUUGGAAACGUACUCGAUAAGGAUGGGACUCCCAUCAUGCAGACCAUCGAGUUGUGGAAGCGUGAUCCACUUGCAUGCAUCAAGGAGCUCAUGCAGGAUCCCCGAUUCAUGAAACAUAUGCGUUACGCACCGGAGAAGAUGUAUACGGAUGAAGGGAUGAAGAACCAGGCGUUUGAUGAGAUGGCGACAGGCAAAUGGUGGUGGGCCAUGCAGAGACUGUUGCCAAAGGGAGCAACCAUCGCAGCGAUCAUCCUUUCGUCCGAUAAAACCCAGCUCUCCACCUUUAGUGGCGACAAAUCUGCCUGGCCGCCUCUCGUCGAGGCUGGCCAGAACGGUGUCGAGAUGCUUUGCAGUGAUGGAAGGACACGGCUCGUGUUUCCUCUCCUUGCUGCCUACAUGGCCGAUUAUCCUGAGCAGUGUCUAAUAGCCGGCUGUGGAGAGCGACAAUGUCCGAAAUGCACUGCUACCUCAAAGGAGCUGGGUGAUCCAUUGCACUCAGUACUACGUGACCCUGAGAAAACCAUCGACGCACUCAAAGCAACACAGACAGGAAAUAACAUGGAAUUCAAAAACCUCGGCCUACGCCCAAUUACACCCUUCUGGAUGGACUUGCCACGAUGUAACAUCUUCCAUUGUUUCACUCCUGACCUUCUACACCAGCUCCACAAGGGCGUCUUCAAGGAUCACCUUGUCAAAUGGUCGACGAAGGCUGCAGAGGCGACGAAGGCGGAGGUUGACCGUUGUUACAUGGCUAUGCCAUGGCAUCCUGACUUAUGCCACUUCAAGAAGGGAAUUUCGCUUGUCACGCAGUGGACAGGAAUGGAGUACAAGAAUAUGGAGAAAGUUUUCCUAGGCACGCUGGCGGGAACAGCAAAACCUGAUGUCAUCAUUUGUGUUCGUGCUGUGCUUGAUUUUAUCUACUAUUCCCACCUUGAACUACACACGGAUGAGUCAUUGAAGAAGCUUGAAGACUCAUUACACACCUUCCAUGCCCACAAACACAUAUUCGUUGAUGACGGCAUUCGCGACCACUUCAAUAUCCCUAAAGUCCAUUCAAUGGUUCACUACUCUGUGAUGAUUUGGUCCCAUGAUGUCACAGGAGGCUAUAAUACUGAGGCAUCAGAGGAUAAAGUUGACGAUGUAGACGUGGCAGAUGGUGAUGAAGAAGCAACGGCACAGGCUGAGAUCAACACAGAGCUUACCAAGGACACUAAUGGGGAUCAGGUCACAUCCCGUGUUAGCCUACAGCAUGGCAAAUCAACAUACACUAUACCCAAAAGACCCUCCUUCACCGGCAUCGAUAUAGCAACUUUGGAGAACCAGUACGGGACUCAGCAGUUUGUUCGCUGUCUGGAAUUUUUUCUUCAUGACCGUGGCUUGCUCAAAGAUGAUUUCUGGGAUGCUCGGCCAGCAAAAUACCAGGUGUACAAGCGCUUCCAGAUCUGUAUACCCCCAGUUCCUGAAGUCUCGACAACUGUUACCCUGGAUGUCAUUCGUGCAUCGCCACCUCACACAACAGGGACUAGGAGGAAAAAGUAUGUGCCAGCUCAGUUUGAUACAGUGCUGGCACGGCGAGACCUGCCAUUGGAUAAGAAACAGGACCUGGACUUGUUAGGAGUGAAUGGUCUUCAUGUUGCACAAGUCCGUGCUAUUUUCAACCUUCCUGAGGAACUUGGCAGCUUCCCACAUCCACUAGCAUAUGUCAAAUGGUUCACCCCUCUGUGGCGCGUCGAUGAACACAUGCAAAUGUUCAGGGUGGAACGGUCUAUGUGGAAUCAUCUUCGGAAUGCAUCCAUUAUUCCAAUUACAUAUAUCUCCUGCAGUUGUCAUCUUAUACCAUACUCAGGACGUAUUAUGGACCCUACAUGGACGAGCGAGAGUGCUAUGGAAAAGUGCAAGUCCUUUCAUCUCAAUAUGUACCUUAGACACAUUGAUUUUGUCUUACUACGCUUAAAAUGCAAGAUUUCUGCAACGUGA
This is a messenger RNA of Desarmillaria tabescens, 2337 nucleotides long. RefSeq lists its product as uncharacterized. The record is from RefSeq and is a predicted model, not a curated record. Bases 1 to 2337 code for a protein of 778 amino acids. NCBI's taxonomy places the organism in Eukaryota, Fungi, Basidiomycota, Agaricomycetes, Agaricales, Physalacriaceae. The transcript is spliced from 7 exons.